UCAUACACCUAUAUAAUCAUUUCUACUACGGCAAUGCUGCCCAGGGCCAUACGGAGAGAAACCCCAUAACCAAUCAACCAUCAACACACAACUCUAAUAUCACCUCACAAUUUGGCCCAAUCCCUAUCAGUAAAACUGUGUUAUCUUGUAAAACUGGUCCAAAAGUCGAUUUGGUAGUUUUGUCUGUAAACCCUCAUAUCCGGUCAAACGUAAAUAUCUUGUCUAUGAAAUACUCUAAAAUGCUCAAUUUGAUAAAACUUGAGGUCACAAUGCUAAGAGUGUGAUAUUCUGAGAACCACGUGGAAAAAAAAUGGAGACAGAAGAAGAAUAUGGACUAGCCAACCAGAAAAGUCCAUCCACAGUGGAAUUAAUGGCUGUUAAGAAUCACAAAAAAUCGUAUACUUCUCCGAUCGUCCGCAACAAUGACAUCGCAGAGUCACACGUGCGAACCCCUGAUGUGGAGGUGGUUGCUGGUGACAUUUCCAAGCACCGAGCGUAUUUCAUGGUGUUUGUCCUGCUGUUCAUCAAUCUGCUCAACUACAUGGAUCGUUUCACCAUAGCAGGAGUAUUGGUGGACAUCCAAAAUUAUUACCACAUAGGGAACUCUGAGGCUGGAUUGAUACAAACAGUGUUUAUUGUCAGCUACAUGAUCUUUUCACCUAUAUUUGGUUACCUAGGUGACCGGUAUAACAGGAAGUUCAUCAUGGGAGGAGGAAUCACCUUAUGGUCCCUUCUAACUCUCUCUGGGUCUUUCAUAGGGAAAGAUCAUUUUUGGGCAUUCAUUCUAAUUCGGGCAGCAGUAGGGAUAGGGGAAGCCAGUUAUUCCACAAUUGCUCCCACCAUUAUUGCAGAUCUGUUUGCUAAAGAUCUACGUACAAGAAUGCUUAUGGUAUUUUAUUUUGCCAUCCCAGUAGGAAGUGGAUUAGGUUAUGUGGUAGGAGCCAAUAUAGCGAAAGCAUUUGGUGCGUGGCAGUGGGCACUUAGGUUCACACCAGUCUUGGGAAUCAUUUGUGUUAUUUUGAUAUUUAUUGUCUUGAAAGAGCCUCAAAGAGGCCAUGCAGAGGGGGGAAGUCAUUUACGUAAUUCAUCAUAUCUGCAAGAUCUCAAAGAAUUGGCUAAGACAAAGAGUUUUGUUUUAUCAACUCUUGGUUUCACAUGUGUUGCCUUUGUGACAGGAGCCCUAGCCCUCUGGGCUCCCUCCUAUAUGUUCAAUGUCAUCAAAGCCCAGGGGCAGGAUGCAGACGAGGGAAACAUUGCUUUCAUCUUCGGCGGCAUUACUGUGGCUGCAGGGUUCAUUGGGGUUGCUUUGGGGGCUGAGGCAUCUAGGCGGUACAAGAGAAUAAACCCACGGGCAGAUCCUCUUGUGUGUGCCUUUGGUCUGUUGAUGUGUACCCCAUUCUUAUUCUUUGGUCUUUGGAUUUCAGAGAGCAACAUACCAGUGUCUUGGGCUCUUAUUUUCUUUGGAGAAACUUUCCUUUGUUUGAAUUGGUCAAUCAUUGCUGAUAUUUUAUUGUAUGUUGUGAUUCCUACCCGCCGUUCCACGGCUGAAGCAGUCCAGAUUCUAAUAUCCCAUGCCCUGGGGGACGCUGGAAGUCCCUAUCUUAUCGGAGUGAUUUCAGAUGCCUUGGCCACAAAAUAUCCUAAGGAUGAGCGAUUGUCGCCCUCCGUAGAGUCCAGCACAUUAAGGAAUGCCUUCUACAUCACCCCCUUUGUGUGUGUGAUUGGAGGCGGGUUCUUCCUGGCUACAGCCCUCUUCAUUCAGAAGGACAGAGAAAAAGCAGAGAAAAUCACCAAAGGUUUGGGAGACUAUGAUGAGGAAAUUUCAGAGGAUGAAAGUGAUAUAGAACCUAUUUUAAGGUCAGAUGAUGAAGACAACGAAGGGAUGCAGCCGUUUGCAUAAUAAAACAGAAACUAAUUAGGUGGUCCAACUCUCAACAUUAAUGGUGGAAUUGACAAUCCUAAUUUGACCUUGGGAGAGAAUGAUAGCAUUACUGUUGCCAAUCCAGAUCGCAGCAAUGUUUUGUGAAAAACGUGAAAGAAGGUUACGUUUAAUAAUAUGGCUUUUAUUAGAAGCAAACAAGUAUAACAAGGAACAUGUCCAUGUAGGAAUGUGUUGUCGAAUGACUUGUUGUUAUUUAGUGAUGAAAAUGAUGUGUGCUGAAAAUAAUGAAUAUCAACUUUUAUUUUGAAAAUUUGCAUUAUAUCCAGGAAGAAUACCCAGUAGUUAGAAUUAUAUCUGACACGAUGUAUAUACCGGUUCAUUGAUGUACAUCUUUGUUUGUCAUCAUUGUCUCAUACUGAGUUUGAAUUUGGUCUUUCGGUUUAAAUGUUAGUCUCGUGCUGAAUAGCAUUUUACCUUAAUUUUUGUUCAUAUUUUAACCAAUUUUAAUUGUUGUGCCAUGCGUUUUUGAAAAGAAAAACAAUUAUGUUUUAAUAUUGGAGUAGAAAAAACAUUGUUCCCAAUUAGGAUGAAUAUACACCAUCAUUUAUGUACUUUUAUGUGUGUAUUACAUAUGUCAAUGGUUACUAAUCUGAGGAAAACAACAGAAUAUUAUGUAUGUCUGUUUGAGGUGUAAUUUAUCUAUUGUUUAAGCUGUUAUUAUCUGAAUUUUCUUCUGUUGUUAUGUUGAAAUGAUGGUAUAAUUGUACUGGUACUUGCAGAUAGAACAUACCAGUACAUCUUUUGUUAAGUAUUACAUCAAUACAUGUAAACCAUAAUCUAUUGCAUUACUUUGCUCUGUGGUCAGUUCAUAACAUAGAAGCAGCAAAAGAACAAAGCCUAACUCUGCAUUGGACUCAGAGAGGGUGUAUUGAGGGCCUCAAACCAGGUUCAACUACUCAUUAUUAUGAAGUUCAAGGGCACUUGAAAUUUCAGUAAUGUGAAAGCAGGAAUUUGUUGCGCAAAAUGCAUUCAAAAGUAUAUGUACUAUAUUAAAUUUAUCUUGCACAACUUGCAAUGUUUCCACAGGAAACCAGUUUACUAGCUAGACUUUGAAUUUUAAAGUUGAUGCAGUAAAGAAAAAUUCCAUUCUUAGUAGCUGGGGAUGAAACUUGUUUUAUUCAUUGUGUCACACUCUAUUGAUCUUGAUCAAAUAUCAAAGACUGCACUGAGCCGUAAAGUAGUUGGUACUUGUACUUCAGAGGUCUGCAGUUGGUACAUGUACUUCAGAGGCCUGCAGCUGGUACAUGUAGUUCAGAGGUCUGCAGCUGGUACAUGUAGUUCAGAGGUCUUGGUUAUGUUGGGAUCAGAUGUGAUUGUAUGGCUUAAGUACUGAACAGGUCUGGUGGUUAAAAAAAAUCAUAAGGUUUUUGCGAGUCUAUUUUCUUUCAUUCUUUGAUUUAAUUUGUAUUAAUUAAGUUAACUUGAUGUAUUGAAUUUACAUGUACUUUUUAUCUCAAUCGAAUUAAGAUUUGAGCGUUCACGCUCCCGUAGUUGAUACAUAUCAAAUAUGGGAACGUGAAGGAUCCAAUUUUAAUUAAAUUUGUUCUUAUUUCACAUAGUUAAUAAAUAUAUAAAGCUUUGUUUGAAAUCACCAGCACUAGAAGUGAUAAAAUAAACUUGAAUCUUAUUUCAAUGCAUUUAAUAUAUAUGCAGUAAAAUACCCAUAAAUAUAUUCUAUUAAGUCAAUUUUCAUUUGGUUUUAUAGAUAUUUUAAACUAUUUACUAUAACUGAAUUCUUUUGUUGCUUAUUAGUGAAAAUAUAUAACAAACAUGUAUGUAAAUUGAAGUAACUGAUAUUCUUUCAUGUUUUGUGUAACUUAUUUUACCUUAAGAGAUGAUGGAAAUCAGGCAGCUGAUCUCUGGAAUAAAAGAUUUGCGGUACA
Molecule: messenger RNA, 3825 nt
Organism: Magallana angulata
Lineage: Eukaryota; Metazoa; Mollusca; Bivalvia; Ostreida; Ostreidae
Product: protein spinster homolog 1-like
Exons: 13
Coding region: 311-1900 (529 amino acids)
Biological process (GO): transmembrane transport
Cellular component (GO): membrane
Molecular function (GO): transmembrane transporter activity
Source: RefSeq, a predicted model, not a curated record